AUGAGAACUGAAACUAACUUAUUAGUAUCAGGAUCUCUCAUUAAAUGGGACGCUGUAGAACUCUGUGAAAUGCAUUUUGAUAGCAGCAUCUCUUACAAGUUUCUCAGAAUGUCUUAUAUCGUUUUGGUAUACUUCGGCAACUUACCCCACGUGUACUUCGACAACCGCACCCUCUUCGCCAACGUGACCUCAAACCGUCCCAACUUCAACGUGAGUCGCCUCGACGCCGGCACGAGCUACCAGAUCAAGGUGUACGUGAGUCACGGCCCCGUCACGUCGCAGCCGGUCGUCGUCUCGGCCUACACGUCGCGCACCUCCAGGACCGCGCCAGGAGACACGAGCACUUCUGAAGGAGGCGUGUCGGUGGGAGGUGUGGUGGGCGGGCUGGCAGUGACGCUGGUGUUGCUUGUGGGCGUCGUGGUGAUGAGGAACUACUGCAGGCGACGCCGAGGCAGGAGGAAGCAGGAACCCCGCCCACAAUCCGACGAUAGUAACCCUGACGUAGUGCCCAAUAUUGAAGAAACUUAUGACUUACUGGCGCCAGGAGAGCCAAAAGCAGAGGCCUCCUAUGACUCCAUGAAUACCCCAAUGCCCGAAGACGUACCCAUGGUGAGUCGUGGGUGAAGAGCUGUUGAU
Molecule: messenger RNA, 636 nt
Organism: Penaeus chinensis
Lineage: Eukaryota; Metazoa; Arthropoda; Malacostraca; Decapoda; Penaeidae
Exons: 5
Coding region: 1-624 (207 amino acids)
Molecular function (GO): protein binding
Source: RefSeq, a predicted model, not a curated record